GGACUACUCCAAAUCCCAUCAUCCUUUGCGCACAUUUUUGUGCAGAAAACAAAAACGCUCCAAAAGUUCUUCACUGUUCUCGACAUCGCGUUCAUCGUUACGUUUUGGGGCCAUAUGUUAUUGUAGGUGGGUAAAGCUGACCAAAAUAUUACAACCUACACCAACGCUUUGCCGUGAGACGUCAAGCAGGAGUGAGUCGGGAGGAAAAUCAACGUCUUAAGUCUUGAGACUUAAGUAGAAGGGCUGACUUCAGACCGCCAACAAGUUCAGGACGCAGACCGGGUUCCAGGGCAGGAGGAACAGCCAGACAGCCAACAGCGAUGUCUCGAGCACCACCCACAGCUAUGAGACUAGGAACUGGGGCACCUGGUACAGCCCGGCCAGGUACACGUGGAGGUGCUGCAGGUGGCUCAGUGCUUGGUUCUCAAGUGAGGGUCGUUGACCGACCUAUGACCCAGCAGGGCCUGGGUGGCAUGAAGACAGGAGCUAAAGGUCCACAGAGACAAGUUCAAGACCGAUCCUUUUGGCUGGGCCAGCUACGGUCUAAAAUCCAGGAACUGCAGGCUGAGGUGACCAGGCUGACAAGAGAGAAGGAGAAUCUGGAACAGGAGAACUCUUCCUACCUGUCUUAUGAGAAAAGGGCUGAAACACUGGCCAGUGAACUCAGAGGCUUGCAAGGAGAGUUGGCAGACUACAAUAUGCUUGUUGACAAGAUAAAUACAGACACAGAGAUGGAAGAAGUCAUGGAGGAUUACAACAUGCUGAAAGUCCAGAAUGACAGGGAAGAAAAGAACAUGGACACCAUCUUUACUGAGAGAAGACAGAAAGAGGAACAGCUGAGACAGCUGGAACUAGAGAUUGAACAGCAGCGCCGUCUGACGGACAGCCUGGUUGAAGGCAUGAGUCCAGACAAGAAGGGCUUGUACAACCAGCUAAAGAAAGCAAACCUAACAUUGCUGGAGGAUCUGGAGAGACAACAGCAAGAGCUGGAUUCUCUUAAUAUGAAGAAGGAGAACCUGGAAGAUGAGCUGUCGACAUCUACGAUCAAACAGGAGGCUGUGCGUCUGUACGAGCAGCUCCACGAGCUGGAGGCGAAGCGGGAUAACCUGAUGGCAGAGGACCAGGCCAAGGGCUCGCCCGCCGAGGAGCGCGAGAAACUCCUCAAACAGGUGAAGGAGGACAACCAGGAGAUCGCCAGCAUGGACAGGCAAACAACAGAGAUCCGAGAAAAGAUCAACGCUCUGCAGGAGGAGAUCCGCCAGCUAGACAUGGACCUGGAGGAACACCAGGGUGAGAGAAACCUGAAGUACAAGGAGCUGAAGAAGAGAGAAGAAACCAUGGAUGAGUUCCUGAACAGCUUUGAACAGACCAAGGGUUCAGAACUGGAAACCAAAGGACAACUUGAGGGCAACAUUGUGGCACUACUGGAGGCUUCAAGCAGGAAAAUCACCCGCGCCAGACACCUGCCAGGUGUGACCCAGCAGCAGCUGCGGACUCUCCAAGACGACCUGAACUUUAAGGAGACGGAGAUGGAGAAGUCCAAGGCCACUGCCGCCAACUUGGCUGAAGAGAGUCAGAAACUCCAGAUGGACCUGGCUAAGGUGGAACAGUUGGAGACUAAGAUCACCACAGAGCUGGAGUCACUCAAACAGAAGAUACAACAGAUGAAUGAGGAACUGUCCACAUACGAAGACUUGGACAAACUGAAGCAGCAUCAUGAGGAGAAGAAAAGGAAACUCCAAGAGGACAAGGUGUUACUUAUGAAGAGGAGGGACAUGUUUAAAACAGGAAUGUCUGAGCUCUCGGCGCAGUACGACCAGCUGAAGGCACAGCUGAGCGAUAACGAGACCCACACCCAGCUGAGUAACCUCCAGCGGAAGUGGCAGCACCACGAGCAGAACAACUUUGUCAUGAAGGAGUUCAUUGCCACAAAGACGAUGGAGAGUGAUUUCCGUCCGACCAUGCAGAAGGUCACCAAGACUGUGGAGGAGUACAACAAGAUGCUGCAGGAUCAGCUGAGUGGACGGCCUGUAGCCUAACCUGGGACUCAGCAGGAGAUGGGACCUAACUGGGGAACACUCUUGUCUUCUCACAUAGCAAAACUGAUAUAGAGAUGGCGAUCUGUCAGAAUCAGCAAUUGUCUACGAGUCUAUUCUACGAUUGGAUUCUUUGUCGACAGAGAUCGCAAUCGGGAUAUAUCUCAGUGAAAAUGACUAUUCUACAUGGUAGAGAUCCUGGUUAGAGUCUCUGUAGAAGGCAUCUCUGAUUGCAUGCAGUCUCCACCAGUAGAGUCCUUGAUUCUGCCCGAUCGCAAUUUCUACCCUAAAAUGAAGCAAAGUAGCACCAUUGUAAUAUAUCUAUGAAUAAGUACUAGUACCCAGUAAGAGAUAACUUUCCUCACAUUCCAGUUUGUAAUCACACAUAUUUUCACUUUUGUGGAAUUAUUCAAAGUAUGGUUUAGAAGUUAACAGGAACAUAUGUUGUAAAUUUAUUCCUUAUAAAUGUGUGAGUUUGUUUGUAUAUUUGUGUGAAAGCUGGUAAUGUUUCUGUGCUCAGCAAGUGUACAAUUGAAAUAUCAUUUUCUUUUCAAAAUGAGUGCAAUUUUUCACAUAGUCUACUACAGUGAUAGAGGUUAUUAUGUUUUCUGACAUUUGUUUUUAGAAGUUGAGUAUAAAAAGUCUUUACGAAUGAUACAAAAGUCAUCAAAAAGCAUGUUGGAAAAUACAUUACUCAAGCAACAAC
Branchiostoma floridae (Florida lancelet) is the source of this 2742-nucleotide messenger RNA. Its product is annotated as intraflagellar transport protein 74 homolog. The transcript has 23 exons. The record is from RefSeq and is a predicted model, not a curated record. Lineage: Eukaryota; Metazoa; Chordata; Leptocardii; Amphioxiformes; Branchiostomatidae. Gene Ontology annotation, biological process: cilium assembly; intraciliary transport involved in cilium assembly. Bases 321 to 2039 code for a protein of 572 amino acids. Gene Ontology annotation, cellular component: cilium; intraciliary transport particle B; centrosome. Gene Ontology annotation, molecular function: beta-tubulin binding.